CCGCAACUAAGCUCCCGUGCUUAUCGCACGGGUCGGUGUCGAUUCUUGGAAGGCGGCGGAGAUGGAGACGCGUUGACGGUGCUUCCGGCGAUCGGAGAGCGGCCGGAGACGUCGAAGUACGACUUCUUCGGUGUCUACGACGGCCACGCGGUCCUCAGGUGGCGGCGGCGUGGUAGGGAGAGCUGCACGCUGUUCUUGCUGACGUGGCGAGCGGAGAACUGGCCGGAGGGGAUGGGCCGGUGAGGAGGUGGAGGGAGGUCAUGGUCGAGUGCUUCGCCAGGGUUGACGAGGUGGCGACGGCGGCGGGCGGAUCGAGGGCGGAGGCGACGGAGAGGACAGUGGGGUCCACCGCGGGUGCGGUGGUGGGAUCCACUCAGAUUGUGGUGGCAACUGCGGAGAUUCGAGGGGGUUUGUCGAGAGGUGGGGUCGCUGUUCCGCUUUCGUCUGAUCAUAAGCCUGACAGACCAGAUGAGCUGCAGAGAGUGGAAGCAGCUGGUGGCCGAGUUAUUAACUGGGGUGGUUACCGCGUCUUAGGAGUGCUGGCGACUUCUAGAUCAAUAGGGGACUACUACCUGAAACCGUAUGUGAUCUCAGAACCUGAGGUUACAGUUACCAAUCGAACAGACAAAGACGAAUUCCUCAUACUAGCAAGUGACGGGCUGUGGGAUGUAAUUUCCAACGAAAUUGCAUGCAAGAUCACGAGACAAUGUCUCAGAGGACGGGUAGCCAGGGUUUUUCCUCAGGCGCUCUGUGGGAGUUCAGCAGCAGAAGCAGCUGCUUUCCUAGCCGAGCUUGCCAUGUCCCGAGGUAGUAGAGACAACAUUACUGUAGUUGUUGUCGAGCUAAAAAGAUUAAGCAGAGCGGCAGUACAAUAACGGCUUGUGCUAUUCUUUUAAGUUUCCCUCCUUGUUCAGAGUCUGGUCCCAGGUAGUUGGUUCCAAAGGUGCUAUUAGCUUAAGAAAGCUAUGGCUUAAACCAAUUUUCUUGGGGAUUAAGAUCUCUGAAAGGAUGGAAAGGUGUUAAGAGUUGUCCUUAUUUAAGAAGUAUCAAUACAAUGGCCUUCCAUAUUCCCUCUUUUAGUAUAUUGAGAGUAUAACGGGUUUAUGGAUUCUCUGAGAGAUUUCCGAUUUCCUUCUUAUGCCGCAGCUCUUUUGAUGGUGUUAAUGACUCCAAUGGCAUUAUUUCAUCUAGUGAUGUGUUCGCGAAAUUGCUCGAGUUUUGAAGCCUUUUCAUCUGAUUUGUUGAAUUGUUCAGUAAACACCGAUGUGAUGUGGAGCAGAAAUUGCUCAAGUCCUUAAUCCCUCUUUUCAUGACGUUUCGAGUUACAGGAGCAGAAAUUUCGGCUGUUCUUUUCUUGUACUACAUUUCUUGUACUACAUUUUCUCUUCAAUGAUCCGUGCGUUAUGUGACC
Messenger RNA from Asparagus officinalis (garden asparagus), 1411 nucleotides. RefSeq names its product probable protein phosphatase 2C 51. The record is from RefSeq and is a predicted model, not a curated record. Lineage: Eukaryota; Viridiplantae; Streptophyta; Magnoliopsida; Asparagales; Asparagaceae. Gene Ontology annotation, cellular component: cytosol; nucleus. Gene Ontology annotation, biological process: protein dephosphorylation. Gene Ontology annotation, molecular function: protein serine/threonine phosphatase activity.